Messenger RNA from Lathyrus oleraceus (garden pea), 666 nucleotides. RefSeq lists its product as uncharacterized. The record is from RefSeq and is a predicted model, not a curated record. Gene Ontology annotation, molecular function: protein binding. The transcript has 2 exons. NCBI's taxonomy places the organism in Eukaryota, Viridiplantae, Streptophyta, Magnoliopsida, Fabales, Fabaceae. The coding region runs from base 1 to 666 and encodes 221 amino acids.
AUGGAGCAAGAACAGUCAAGUGUUGAGAAAUAUGAGAAAUUUACAUGGAAGCUUGAAAACUUCUCUCGCUUGAAAAUCGAAAAGGUUUACUCAGAUCGUUUUGUCGUGGGCGGUUAUCGAUGGUUAACUGAGCUCCAUGAUUCUGAGCAGGGGUAUAUUGUGAAGGAUGCUUGUAUUAUUGGUGCUGAAGUUUUUGUUUCUAAUUCAACACAUGAGGAACCAGUAAACAUAGGUGGAUCUCUUUCAACAGUUUCUAAUUUAGUUUGCAAUGAAACUUCUGAACAAGCUGAUGCAAAAUUGGUAUCUGCUGCGCUGGGCAAUGUGAUUUAUUUCCUUCAGACUAGAAAAGUGAAAGAUAUGAAUGAACAAGCUUGUGAGGAACUUCAAGUUUUAUGGGAUGAACUUAAGAAAUUUAAAUUUGAUAUUACUUGGCUAGAGCCACAAGUUCAAUAUGCUUUAGGAAAUAGAAGCUAUGUGGAGAAAGCUCUGGAGGUUGAAAAGUUGAAAGGGAAUGUUGCAGAUCUAGAGCUGGAAACUGAGAGGAUAAAGGCAAAAUUGGCUGCUGCGGAGGGAAAUCUUGACAUAGAAAGGGACUUGUUGAAAGCUCAAGGUUUCAAAGAAAGAGAUUUGGAUUCUGAAUUGGGUUCUUGGAGUUGGAAGCCAUAG